CCCUUACCCGAGUCCGAAACAUGUCUCCACCAUGCCUUCCGGCCGCCUACGUCGCCGCCGUACUGCUACCGCUCGUCGGUGGCGCACUCCACGAUGCCGCGGGAAGCCGAGAGUCGAUGGCGCACUCGACGACGACGGGGACGCUUCUCGGGAACCAGAACCUGAGAGGAAGGAGGAGGAUGCUGAGGUUGCGGGGCGCGGGGUGUUGGGGUGGCUCAGGCUAGAUGGGGUUGGGAUGGGCAUCCUGAGCAUCGCCGCGCCUGCUGUGCUCGCGCUCGCCGCCGACCCCAUCGCCGCGCUCGUCGACACCGCCUUCGUCGGACAUCUAGGCUCAGCCGAACUUGCUGCUGUUGGUGUAUCGAUUUCGGUCUUUAAUUUGGUGUCGAAGUUGUUUAAUGUUCCACUGCUUAAUGUGACAACAUCCUUUGUUGCUGAGCAGCAGGCAAUCGAUAUUGAUUAUGGAGGACCAGGGAAAAAUAAGUUGGCUGGACAAAGGAAGUCUCUUCCAGCGGUUACAACAUCAUUGGCUCUAGCUGCUGGUAUUGGGUUGAUGGAAACCGUGGCACUUGUUUUUGGAUCUGGGACACUGAUGGACAUUAUCGGUAUACCCAUGGAUUCUCCAGUGCGAAUACCAGCAGAGCAAUUUCUUACUUUUAGGGCAUAUGGUGCUCCACCUAUCAUAGUAGCACUUGCAGCACAGGGUGCAUUUCGUGGGUUGAUGGAUACAAAGACUCCUUUGUAUGCUAUUGGUGUAGGUAACCUAGUAAAUGCAAUACUUGAUGCCAUACUUGUUUUUCCGCUUGGUCUAGGAGUAAGAGGUGCUGCCCUGGCAACUGUCACCUCUGAGUACUUGAUAGCUUGCAUCCUACUCUGGAAGUUGAAUAGAAAAGUAGUACUCUUCUCAGGAAACAUCAUUGGUGGGGGAGUACUCCGAUAUCUGAAAUCAGGUGGAUUGCUGAUUGGUAGAACUGUCGCAGUACUCCUCACCAUGACACUGUCAACAUCCCUCGUUGCAAGGGAAGGACCUGUUCCAAUGGCUGGUCAUCAGUUAUGCUUGCAAGUAUGGUUAACAAUCUCUCUACUCAAUGAUGCACUAGCUCUUGCUGGACAGGCUCUACUUGCAACUGAAUAUACGAAAAGGAAUUACAAGCAGGCCCGCAUGGUUCUAUACAGAGUUCUGCAGAUUGGAGGCGUGAGUGGUAUGGCAUUGGCUGGGAUCCUAUACUUUGGAUUUGGGUCUUUCUCCUUGCUGUUCACUGAUGAUCCAGCAGUUCUGGACAUUGCCAAAUCCGGAGUCUGGUUUGUCGCCAUUUCUCAGCCAAUAAAUGCCAUUGCUUUUGUGGUCGAUGGGCUGUACUACGGUGUAUCGGACUUCGCAUAUGCCGCGUACUCCAUGUUCUUCGCAGGAGCAGUCUCAUCUGCAUUCCUACUUGUGGUCGCUCCUGAGUUCGGCCUCGGGGGCGUCUGGGCUGGUCUCGUUCUUUUCAUGAGUUUGCGGGCAGUUGCGGGGUUGUGGAGGUUAGGGAGCAAAGGUGGACCCUGGAAUUUGAUCUUCUCAGAUACUGAGUUACAUGACACAGUGUGACCCUAGAUAGAUGGAUAAGAAAGAAGAUGGAGACAGAAAAAUAACCAUUGAUUUUCUUGUACAGUCAAAAGCAAUUACAUGUAUAUAUAGAUCUAGUGGAAGUUGCAAAUUCAUUUCCUCUCUAG
Molecule: messenger RNA, 1710 nt
Organism: Lolium rigidum
Lineage: Eukaryota; Viridiplantae; Streptophyta; Magnoliopsida; Poales; Poaceae
Product: protein DETOXIFICATION 44, chloroplastic-like
Exons: 12
Coding region: 32-1585 (517 amino acids)
Biological process (GO): transmembrane transport
Cellular component (GO): membrane
Molecular function (GO): antiporter activity; xenobiotic transmembrane transporter activity
Source: RefSeq, a predicted model, not a curated record